Arachis ipaensis is the source of this 1039-nucleotide messenger RNA. RefSeq names its product PLATZ transcription factor family protein. Lineage: Eukaryota; Viridiplantae; Streptophyta; Magnoliopsida; Fabales; Fabaceae. The record is from RefSeq and is a predicted model, not a curated record.
AUCUCUUGUGAACCUCCACUCCAUAAAUACCUCUUUAUCUCACUGCUGCUCACCUCCUUCUCUUUGUCCUCUAUCUUUCUGAUCACACACCUUAUAAUUUGAUGAUCAUGGGAUACAAGCCUGCAUGGUUGGAAGCACUAUACAGAGAGAAGUUCUUUGUGGGAUGUUCGUACCAUGAGAAGGCGAAGAAGAACGAGAAGAACGUGUGCUGCUUGGAUUGCUGCAUAAGCAUAUGUCCACACUGCUUCCCUUCUCACCGCUUCCAUAGGCUUCUUCAGGUUCGCCGUUACGUUUACCAUGACGUCGUCAGAUUAGAAGAUCUUCAGAAACUCAUUGACUGCUCCAACGUCCAACCUUACACCAUUAACAGCGCCAAAGUUGUCUUCAUCAAGAACAGGCCUCAGAACCGCCAAUUCAAAUCCUCCGGCAAUUACUGCACUUCCUGUGACCGUAGCCUUCAAGAGCCUUUUAUUCAUUGCUCUCUUUCAUGCAAGGUGGAAUUUGUGCUGAAACACUACAAGGAUCUAUCACCAUACUUAAGGACAUGCAAGACCCUACAGCUAGGUCCAGACUUCUUGAUCCCACAAAUUCAGGAGAUGGGGGAGGAGGAGAUGACAACUACUGGAGGUUCAUCAUCAACAAUUGUGGACAGUGAUGAGCCAAUGAGUUCUUGCUAUUCAUGGGGUUCGUCAUCAGGAUCAGAGAACAUGAGCAUGGGUUGCAGUACUGAUCAGAACAUAGUGAGGAAGAAGAGGAGUGGAUGGAAGGUGUGUGCAAGGCUAAUGACAAAUUCCAGCACCAACAAAGUUUCGGAUGAAGACAUGGCCACCAGUAUCAGUAGGAGAAAAGGCAUUCCUCAUAGAUCUCCUCUAUGUUAAUUAGUUUCUUUUAAUUACCACUUUUAUGCCCCAACAAUAAUGGGGAAUAAUUAAAGAGAUUACUUCUAAUUACUAGUAUUAAUUUUAUGAUAUCAUAAUUUUGACUCGACUACUCAUGUUGUUCAAACUCUCGAGAAAUUGAAGUGUUUUUUUUUUAAUCA